UGGCUUCCUUCUCUCUCUCUCUCACACACACACUACUCACCACCACUCUCUCUCUCUCUCCUUUCCAUCUCUCUUGGAUUCUUUCAGAUUCCAUGGAAGCUCCAAAAAGCUGAUUCGCUGGAGCAGAUUUUUUUUUUUUUCCGUCUUCACUUCUCAGAUUCGGAUCCUUGCUCCUGCAUUUGGGGAAGCUGAUAUAAGGUUAGACCUGGUUUCUUAUUAGAUGGUAUGCAGCAGUUUCGUAAGGAGUGUUAUUGUUCAAGCUGGUGGUCGUAUUGGGGUGUUGGCUCAAGGGAGACAUCGGUUUAAUCAUAUCAAGAAGACCUUGAGUUUUGGUUUACGGUUUAGAACUAGUGUGAUUGGAUUUAGAACCAGUGGAAUCGGGUUUAGAACCAGUGCAAAGAUGAUGGUUGAUUCUUCCACCGGAGAGAAACGAGUAUCUUUAGUUGAUAUGCCGCCUGGGAAAGUUGAUGAUGGCGGAUACAUUGGCGGUGGGUGGAAAAAUGAUGAUGGAAGCUUGAGAUGUGGGUACUGUAGUUUCAGAGGGAAAAGAUCUACGAUGGAAGAUUUCUAUGAUGUCAAAGCUUCCACAAUUGAAGGCCAAACAGUGUCCAUGUUUGGAAUAUUUGAUGGUCAUGGUGGUUCACGUGCUGCUGAGUACCUGAAGGAACACCUCUUCAACAAUCUUAUGAAGCAUCCACAAUUUUUGACGGACACCAAGCUAGCAUUAAGUGAAACAUAUAAACAAACUGAUGUAGCAUUCCUUGAGGCGGAAAAGGAUACUUACAGAGAUGAUGGCUCCACAGCAUCUGCUGCUGUGUUAGUGGGGAAUCAUUUAUAUGUUGCAAAUGUUGGAGAUUCGAGGACAGUAGUUUCUAAAGCUGGGAAAGCGAUUGCGCUAUCUGAUGACCAUAAGCCAAAUAGAAGUGAUGAAAGAAAGCGAAUCGAAAGUGCUGGUGGUGUUAUCAUGUGGGCAGGAACAUGGAGAGUAGGUGGGGUGUUGGCAAUGUCCCGGGCCUUUGGUAACAGAAUGCUGAAGCAAUUCGUUGUUGCUGAACCCGAGAUACAAGAUCUAGAGAUAGAUCAUGAGGCCGAGUUGCUAGUGCUUGCAAGUGACGGUUUAUGGGAUGUGGUGCCAAAUGAGGAUGCCGUAUCUCUUGCUCAGAGCGAGGAAGAGCCCGAGGCAGCUGCCCGCAAGUUAACUGACACUGCCUUCAGCCGUGGCAGUGCAGACAACAUCACGUGCAUUGUUGUUAAAUUCCGUCAUGAUAAGACUGAAUCUCCUAAAAUUGAACGAAACACCCUGGCUGAAUCAGAACCAGAACUGAACCCCACAGCUGAACUGGAACCGGAAUUAAACCGCAAUGCUACCACGGAAACCGAAUCAAGUCCCAGAGAUGAACUGGAACCCAAACCUGAUGAUGCUACACUCGAUCGAAAACCGGAAACUGAACCAGAGGCCAAGGGUGAGAAAGCAGGUGAGUAAGGUAGCAGCCGGAGAAAGGUGUCCAUAUAGUUGGGGGGCAUGUGGUAAACAGAUGAAUAUAAAAUUGCUUAGUUGUUGUGUGAUUUGUGGCUACCUGUAACGUGUGAGGAUUGUGUUUUGGUUUUGUGUUGCAUCAUGCACAUGCCUAUGCCUAUGCCUAUGCCUGCCUUGAGAGGACGAGUACGACCCUUUUGACAUGUCCUCGAUUUUUGUCUAUUCAUUUUGCUCUAUUUUGUUUGUUGGUGCUACUCACACCAAGAACAAACUCAUUUGUUCUGCUUCUCCCACUUCUUUCUAUCUUUUAUAUAAAAACCUUCCAAUAAACAAUGUGUCAA
Molecule: messenger RNA, 1818 nt
Organism: Capsella rubella
Lineage: Eukaryota; Viridiplantae; Streptophyta; Magnoliopsida; Brassicales; Brassicaceae
Product: probable protein phosphatase 2C 76
Exons: 9
Coding region: 221-1483 (420 amino acids)
Biological process (GO): protein dephosphorylation
Cellular component (GO): nucleus; cytosol
Molecular function (GO): protein serine/threonine phosphatase activity; cation binding
Source: RefSeq, a predicted model, not a curated record